AGUCCGCAGACGAGAGUGCGACAGCCGGUGUUGUUGUUGAGCGAGUCUUGGUGCCGAAUAUCGAUCGAAAACAAAGAGUCCAGCUGAGCAGCGCGAGUCCGCAGGGCGUGUCGUGCCGCUGCCCCGAAGCCCUUUUUUAAGAGAAAUGCAGCUGCGACGGUAGGUCAUGGCUGAAGCGUCGUCUCCAGGGCCCGAUGGGGUCCGCGCUGGCAGUGACAGCGGCGUCGAACUGGCGCUGACCACUGUCGACGGUGGAUACACCAGCGGGUUGGAGUCGCUGGCUUGCGGGGGUGGCACCUCGUGCGAAUCAAGCCUGCAGAGUUUUUCUGGCGACCUCACCCUGCACAACCUUGAACUUGGCAAGGCCAGCCCUUCAAGCAGCUUGUCACCGAGUUUGCCAAGCCCUGGCUGCCAAUCUUUGAGCUUGUCGCUCAGCGCUCCCAAACUUAUGACCAGCUCACUCAAAUUACCUUCCAAACGCUCAGAGUCAAAGACUUCCAGCUGCAAAAGUUUGAACACCCGUCGCUCAGAGCCACGCAGUCUUUCCCAAAGCCGAAUGCCCACUUUGGACGAUGGCCGUUGGCCGUCGGUGAACAGCAGGGCGGCCAAAAAGUCGGCAGGCGCACCUUCCAAUACUGAGCGCCGUUCUCAGGCGCGUCAGGAACGCGUCCACACAACUCAGCAGCAGCAACAACAACAACAGCAACAAUCUACGCUGGACAAGUACGCCACUCUUCCGCGAAAAGCGCGCCAUGUGAAGGUGACAGCGCCAGUCGAAAGUGGGCCCAGGUCUCUCAUCGGCCUUAGCACCGUCAGUAGGGAGCCCAGCCUCAACAGAGCAGCCAGUCUUCGCAGGCAAAGGAAUGCCCCCAACCACAGCGCAAGCAGCGGCUACAGAUCUGACGCUGAAGACGUCUCUGGGUCUUCGGUGCGCUCAAAGAGUUUGACCAGGUGUCUGCCUUCCUACCCAGGCAGACGCAAGAGACCGACCACUUUGAAGGACGUAGGCGCCCAGACGGUCCGGACAGACCCCAGGUCGCCAGAGGAUAUGGAAGCGCAGCUGUUAGAAUUGACGGCAGAGCACGACAAGCUCUCCAGAGAGGUGGACAUCAGUAUUAAAAGUCUGCUGAAAGAAAAAGAGGCCCGGCAAAAAUUGCAAGACGACGUGGAGACGGCCAACAAAAGAAUGCUGCAGAUGCUUGGCCGAGAUGCGACUGAAGCGGCUUCACAAACGAAUCUGCUGGCAGAGAUUGAGACCCGGCUGACGGCCACGGCCGAGGUUGCUGCCAAGAACCACAAAGAGCUCUCAAAAGCACAAAAAGCCCAUAGGACCCUGACUGAGGAGGUGGAAAAGGCAAAAGAAGCUGCUUCUAUGUCGAACCAGCAGUAUUUGGACCUUCAGGAAGAGUCCAAUGAACUUAUAGAUUUCUUAACUGCUGAAAAAACUACAUUGGCCGAGUCGCUGAAGGAGGCUGAGGACAAAAUUGUGAAUUUGAUUGCACAAAUUGAAACUAAGGAUAAAGACAUUGAAAGGCAAAAAGAUGAAUGCAGGCAUUUAGUAAAGCUCAGUGAACAGAGGAGGCAAGAGAUCCAAGCCCUUCAAGCAAAACUUCAGUCCACUGAGCGUCUUUUGGUGUCUCAAGGAGGUACCACGACUGCUGCAUCAGUAGCCCUGGACGAGCUCUGUUCCAGGCUCGAGUCUCUCUUGCCUUUCUCCGAGUUGAAGGAACAACACAGCCACUCUCCGUCGCCAGCUAUUGAAGCUAAUUCUUCCUCCGAUGACAAAGACAAGCAAAGACCUCUUGUAGGCAGUGAAUCGCUGCAAGACCUGACCAAGGCCAUAAUUUCGUGCCAAUCGAGCCUCGAGCCGUCCGCUGAACCUGAGGAGCCAACGGCACACAGCCCUACGCUGACUGACCAGGCGUCCGAGCUUGACAAACUUGUGUCCAAGGUUUCUUUUGCUUUCCAAAAUAUAAUCAAACAGCGGGAGCAAAGUGCUAAAGAGGCAAAUGAUUUAAAGUUGAAGCUCGAGUCUGAAAAGAAAGCGUUGAUCGAGGCAAAUCUGCAGCUUGAAGAAAAACAGCAUAAAAUGCAGCAGCUUGAGGCAGCCCAGCGGUUGGCUCAUAAAACUAGUACUGAUGAGAUAUCGACACUGAAGGCAAUUUUGAAUGAAAAGGAAAAUCAAAUUUCUUUGAAGUCCUGCAAAGAAAACAGCAAUUUGCUUGCUAACUGGAAAGUAGCUGCUGAAGAACUCAAUCGACAGUAUUUGGUCAUUGACAAAGCACUAGAUGUGCUGCACAAAGAGCAGGAUUUUGUUAACAAGAAUCCAGAGCUGGCAAAGCUGCAGGCUGAGUUGGAGGAGACCAACUUCCGUUGCGUUACACUUCCAGCAUUGGUGCCCGAAGAGUUGGUAACCAAUGGUGGAAGCAAACGGCAUGAUGCCAAAAUCUCGCCAUCUGUCCACGUGCCCGAGACUGUCAACGGAACUGCAUAGAUUUUAAGCUUCACUCUCAAUCUCUUUCGAGAAAGUAGACCCUGUACCACUAGAUGUACUAUGUGUAGGAUUAAGUUUAAAAAAACAUCGAGCUUGGAUAACCACGUGCAGUGGCACAAAAAGUUUUAAAUCUGCUAUCAAUUUUUAUUUUCUGAUCAAUUUCAGUUUUAUUUAUUAGGAAUUAACUUUUUUGAUUCCCACCCCAAUCAAAGUAAAUUUUAAGCUCAUUAGAAAUGUGAUCAGAAAUUUUCGUGUCGAUGUUGGGGAGCCAACGAUAUACUUUUAGAUGUAAAGAGUGUAUGCUUUUUGUGCUUAGUAAGCUGAAUGAAUCACAAUUUUAUUCCUCAAUACUACCAAUAAAAUUAAAGGAUAAAAAUACUUUAUAG
Neocloeon triangulifer is the source of this 2880-nucleotide messenger RNA. RefSeq names its product myosin heavy chain, non-muscle (gene corn). The record is from RefSeq and is a predicted model, not a curated record. The transcript has 12 exons. Bases 167 to 2494 code for a protein of 775 amino acids. Lineage: Eukaryota; Metazoa; Arthropoda; Insecta; Ephemeroptera; Baetidae.